AUGAGAGAUGGGUCGGACUGUCCGUCAGGUUGGCUCGAUGAAAUUAGUAUGUAUACAAAAUGCGGUCUUUCAUUUUUUCCCGCAACAAAACUAAAGAAAUCUUGUUGCUGGUUGCAAAAUCAUCUUCUAGCGCUGCUAAGAAGUUGUUUCAAAUUUAAAGUCUUUAAAGCUUCAAGUGAUGGUUUCACUAGCUAUAAUUAUGAUGAUGGUUUCAUCUGCAUCUGCUGUAAUGCUUUCACAGCGCCAUUUUCAAAAUUUUAUUUUUACAGGAACUUAGUUUCAUUUUUAAAAUUUUCUUUUCACAGGAAUUUAGUAUCAUCUCAGUUUUCAGUUAAAGAGAGAAUUUGGAAUUUAAGUGUGUUCAUAGGUAGCAUUCCUGAUGAUUUGAUCCUAAAACUGCCUCAUAAAUUGAAGAAUAUUAAUUUUCGCAAAGAAGUGCAUGAAAAGUAA
Messenger RNA from Clunio marinus, 450 nucleotides. Lineage: Eukaryota; Metazoa; Arthropoda; Insecta; Diptera; Chironomidae. The record is from the annotation of a GenBank genome assembly.